AUGGUAGCGUUGUUGAGCGUAUGCAUAUUCCCGUUUCCAGUGGUACUGAUUGGUGGCGGUGCUAUAGCUAGUUUUCCUGCCUUGAAGCCGCCGGAGUCCACGUCCUUUAGCUGCUGGCAACACGAUGGAAAUACUCGGCAGUCGGAACUGCUUGAUCAUCAGGAUAAUAGAGACAUUGUCGUCGCGGGAGAGACGGACACAGUGGAGUUCUUCACUGCUGGUGAAGUUCGGCAGGCGGCAAAUGGUUGCAGUUACCUUGUCGGAAUCCACGAUAAACGGACCAAUUUAACCACCUUCCGCGCAGCACCGCUACACAUAAUUACACGCCAGGUGAAGGCAUUAAAAAACUUAGCCCCAGCAGAGGUCACUACGGACGAGCGGGUACGCUUGCGUAAUAAACUCGGGGAAACAUUCGGGACGAAGAAAGCCAAGGCAGCGAUUCGAGCACAAGAGCGGAAUAGGGUAGAUAUCGAUGCCAUGAAGGGUGUGACAAGUCAUCUCCAGGAUACCAUCAUGGAGAACACAGGGAGUCUUCCUACGACAGAGGAGGCCAAGGCAUCUGCGGACAGCAGUCGUCUCAUCCCUCCGUAUAAUGCAAAUGCGUCAAGACCAGAUGAUGUGUACGCUUUACAAGACAUCAUUCCCGAUGCUGAGAUGAAUGCUCUCUCGCUUUCCGCGCUCAAGUCGGCGAAAACGGAUCAAGAACGCAUCGCUCUCCUGCCUUUUUCGCGUUCGAAUUGGAUCAAACAGCAUGUUCAUCUUCUCUUUAGUGCACCGAAGCUGAGGAAGAUAGACAUGAAGACUGUGCUGUACAUCUCCAUCAUGUUCGCAUUUAAAACAGCAUCCAGGUCGGUAAAUGAUAAGGAAACUCUGCAGAAGCGGUUGGCUGGUGUUCCUCCGAUCGUGCUGGAUGGGCUACUUGCUCGGUUUACCGAAACAACCCGAGACUCAAGCUCGGUGAAGAUAACAUCCCAAACGGAGACUAUGCUUCUUACAUAUAUGCUUACCUUAUGUCUGCAUGUCGAUGAUUUUGCCACCGACACUGACUUAAUUGCUCGGGAUUUAAGCAUGGCUCCUACGAAAGUGAAUCAGCUCUUCAAGGCACUGGGGUGCAAGAUCGAGAAGUUAGAUCCGAAGGAACUCAAGAGGCUUGGGCUUCCAGAUUCUGCAGGAGAAUCAAAGCGUGCGGUAUUACGAACGCCUGUGCAGUUUCCGCAACCCCGCGCAAAGCGAGCGAGACGAUGA
Fibroporia radiculosa is the source of this 1245-nucleotide messenger RNA. RefSeq lists its product as uncharacterized. The transcript has 7 exons. The coding region runs from base 1 to 1245 and encodes 414 amino acids. The record is from RefSeq and is a predicted model, not a curated record. Lineage: Eukaryota; Fungi; Basidiomycota; Agaricomycetes; Polyporales; Fibroporiaceae. Gene Ontology annotation, cellular component: RNA polymerase I complex. Gene Ontology annotation, biological process: transcription elongation by RNA polymerase I; nucleolar large rRNA transcription by RNA polymerase I; RNA polymerase I preinitiation complex assembly. Gene Ontology annotation, molecular function: DNA binding.